AUGACAAUUCAUCAUUUUGAAGAGUUUAAUCUAGCUCAUCAACCUACUAGUCUUCCAUCUUCUACUCUUCCCUUGAUUCCAGCGACGUGGAUCCCUCUUCCUACAAAUGUCCUCAAAUUGAAUUUUGAUGCUGCAGUUAACUCUAGUAGGAAUGGAGGUGCCACAACAGUUGUUGUCCGAAAUUCAGAAGGGCAAAUUUUAGAUUGGGCUUACAAGAAAUACAAUUUCAUUAUUGAUCCCUUGGUUUUAGAAAGCUUAGCAUGCAGAGAUGCAGCUCUUUUGGCUGUUAAUAGAGGUUUUCACUAUGUUGUCCUUGAGGGAAACUCGUUACUGGUUAUCAAUGCUGUUAAGAAUUCAGUGAUUCCUCAGAAUAUCCAGCAAAUUAUUUAUGAUGUUAGACAAUUAUCUUUGUCUUUUACUAGUAUCUCUUUCUCCCAUGUUAGGAGAACUUGUAAUUUAGCUGCACAUGCUCUAGCCACCAAAUUUCUUCAUGAAUCUCAUGUUUCUUGCAAUUGGGUGGCAUAA
Molecule: messenger RNA, 525 nt
Organism: Hevea brasiliensis (rubber tree)
Lineage: Eukaryota; Viridiplantae; Streptophyta; Magnoliopsida; Malpighiales; Euphorbiaceae
Exons: 1
Coding region: 1-525 (174 amino acids)
Molecular function (GO): nucleic acid binding; RNA-DNA hybrid ribonuclease activity
Source: RefSeq, a predicted model, not a curated record